This is a messenger RNA of Brassica rapa (field mustard), 2564 nucleotides long. Its product is annotated as probable protein phosphatase 2C 33. Gene Ontology annotation, molecular function: protein serine/threonine phosphatase activity. NCBI's taxonomy places the organism in Eukaryota, Viridiplantae, Streptophyta, Magnoliopsida, Brassicales, Brassicaceae. Gene Ontology annotation, biological process: protein dephosphorylation. The record is from RefSeq and is a predicted model, not a curated record.
UUUCAUGUGAUGAUUGACUGAUCGAGAGACCUUAUUAUAUUUGAAUGGAUAUUCUUUUUAUUGUGUGUAGGAAAGCCUCAAAAAAAUAUUUAUAUAAUAAUAAACCCAAUCUCUAUGGAAAAAAAAAUAGACAACAUUAAAAAAAAAAAAAAAAUCAAUAAACUCUAUUGCUCUGUUUAUAACUUUCUUUCUCUCUCUACACAUAAAAAAGUAGAAAGCUGAAGAAGAAAGAACGAGUUUGUAGCUGGGUGGUUGCGUUUCUUUCUCCUUUUAAAAAUUACCAUCUUCUCUCUCUCUCAGUUUUCUAUUCUUCUGUUCCUCUCUACGCGCCAACAGAAUCAAUCUUCCUUAUCUUUUGUUAAUUUUCCUGGAUUGAAUCUGAUUCUGAGAUCCUCCCUACUUACCUAUUGAUUGAUCUGUCUGCUGACGAAGAAGAAAUGAGAGAGAAACGGUUGUGAUGUUUCUCGUGUUUGCAGUCUCUUUCUCAAUCACUCUUUUGAUGUGUUCUGAUGAAUAAAUAAACAAACACCUCUGUCUCUCUUUUCUUUUUGUGUCUGUGUGUGUGUGGUGCCAAUAGAGAAACUUUUUCGGGUAUUAAAUUACUCUACAAAAUGUUUUUUUUUUUGUAAGAAGAAAGCGAGAUUACAAAAACGUGUUUUUCUUUCUUCUUUGAAGAGACAACCCAGAGAAGUCAUACCUUACCUUUUUCUUGGUCAGCUUUGAAAGGCUUCAUUUUUAUAUUCAAUUUUGUUUUUUUUUUUUUAAGAUUCACACUGCUCUGUAUUAUUAUUCUCUCUAUAUGUGUUCUUGCAGAAAGUAGCUGGUACUAAUAAUAUAAAGCUGAAUCUUCAUUUGCCACUUUUGGUGAAGACCACCGUGGGUGUGUGAUUGUACAACUAGUUGGUCCUGGAGUGCCUUUUCAAUAUCAUCAGGGCCCUGAGAAUGGGGUCCUGUCUAUCUGCUGAGAGCAUGAGUCCUAGACCGGGCUCUCCUUGCUCUCCUGGCUUUGGUGUGAGAAAAAGAAAAAACUCCAAGAAUAAGAGACUUGGCGGUUCCAGAAACUCCUCCUUUGACUCCAGGAGAGAUGAUCCUCUCCAUCGAGUCCCCGGUCGUAUGUUCUUGAAUGGAUCUAGUGAGGUCGCUUGUAUCUUCACUCAACAAGGCAAGAAAGGGCCUAACCAAGACGCCAUGGUUGUUUGGGAGAGUUUUGGUUCGAGGACGGAUACAGUGUUCUGUGGAGUGUUUGAUGGGCAUGGUCCUUUUGGUCAUAUGGUUGCAAAGAGAGUCAGAGACAAUCUUCCUCUCAAGUUAAGUGCUUAUUGGGAAGCUAAAGUACCUGUUGAAGGUUCUAUAAAGACUGUUAAUAAUAGUGCCAACAACAACUCUGAAGAUGCUGCUUCUUUUGUUUCUACCGAGGAAGAGCCUAGGCCAGAAGAGAGCACGGAGUCUGAACUGUUUCAAACUCUGAAAGAGGCGUUUCUUAAGGCUUUUAAAGUUAUGGAUAGAGAGCUUAAGUUCCAUGGGAGUGUUGACUGUUUCUGCAGUGGUACAACGGCUGUGACUUUGAUCAAACAGGGUGAGUAUCUCGUUGUUGGAAACGUUGGAGACUCUAGAGCUGUGAUGGGGACAAGAGACGGUAAAAAUGGUCUUGUUGCUGUUCAACUAACUGUGGAUCUCAAGCCAAAUCUACCAGCUGAGGAGGAGAGAAUAAAGAAGUGUAGAGGACGUGUGUUUGCUCUUAGAGAUGAGCCUGAUGUUUGUAGAGUCUGGCUCCCAAACUGUGACUCGCCUGGUCUUGCAAUGGCACGUGCUUUCGGAGACUUUUGCCUUAAAGACUUUGGUCUAAUCUCUGUCCCUGAGGUUUCAUUUCGCCGAUUAACCGAAAAAGAUGAGUUCAUAGUGUUGGCUACAGAUGGGAUUUGGGAUGUACUCUCAAAUGAGGAAGUAGUGAAGAUUGUAGCUUCAGCACCAUCACGUUCCUCUGCAGCAAGAGCUUUAGUUGAGACUGCGGUUAGAGCGUGGAGACACAAGUACCCAACCUCCAAAGUCGAUGACUGUGCUGCGGUCUGCUUGUAUCUAAACUCCAAUGGCUCAAACGCCAUAUCUACAGCUUCUUCCUUCUCCAAACUUGAAGAUGGAGAUGAGAUUGAUGAUGGAUCAGGUCCAAGCGGUCUAGGCAGGUCUAGUACUGUCAGAACAGGGAAAGAGAUUGCUCUAGACGAAAGUGAAGCUGAGAAGCUGAUAAAAGAAGAGGAUACAGAACAUGGAACAGAGUAUUCUGCACUAGAAGGUGUUGCAAGAGUUAAUACACUUUUGAACUUACCAAGAUUUGUGCCUGGAAAGUGAAGAAGUUAAGUUGAGUUUUGUGACAAGGACAUCAUCAAAAUAAAUUACUCAGGAGGAGAGGUUCUGUGUUUUUUUUUCCCCACCUUUCUUUCUACAUUUUUCUCUUAUUCUUUUUAUCUAAAAUCUGUUAGAGAUUCAUUGUUUUUGGAACUACUUAAAUACUCUUGUCAGUUUUGUCUUUUUGUUUAAGUCUUUAGUUGAUGUCAGUAAAGAAGAGU